Messenger RNA from Solanum tuberosum (potato), 2097 nucleotides. RefSeq names its product dephospho-CoA kinase-like. Lineage: Eukaryota; Viridiplantae; Streptophyta; Magnoliopsida; Solanales; Solanaceae. The record is from RefSeq and is a predicted model, not a curated record. Gene Ontology annotation, biological process: coenzyme A biosynthetic process. The coding region runs from base 318 to 1007 and encodes 229 amino acids. Gene Ontology annotation, molecular function: dephospho-CoA kinase activity; ATP binding. The transcript is spliced from 5 exons.
AAUAUAUAUUUUUUCAUGACCAUAUUAAUUACUCCCAACAACAAAAUUAUUCAUUUACGCCAUUUAAGAAUCCAUAGCUUACAAAUACCAUACUUGAUCCAUUUCCCUUCUCUUAACAGGUUCGCUCACUUACACGAUCACACAACUUCACCACUAGUGGAGGUUUUCAGUGGCGCUCAGGCUCAGUUUGAAAUUGAUAUUGAAGAUAUCCCCGAAUCAAGAAGGUCGUUUGCCAAUGGAAAAGUAAGGCAGAGGAAGCAACUGACUUUGAGCAGCCUUAGUUGUUCCUCAUUACUUGAUUUGUGCCCGAAAUUAGAAUGAGGAUAGUUGGACUGACCGGAGGAAUUGCUUCAGGGAAGAGCACUGUCUCCAACCUUUUCAAGGCUCAUGGUAUUCCCGUUGUUGAUGCUGACGUUGUAGCUCGUAACAUUUUGAUGGAAGGAACUGGUGGUUGGAAAAAGGUUGUGGCCGCAUUUGGUGAGGACAUCUUAUUGGAUAAUGGAGAAGUUGAUCGUGCAAAGCUAGGUCAAAUAGUAUUCUCUGAUCUUGAAAAACGUCAGCUUCUUAAUAGGUUGCUAGCACCAUUUAUUUCACAUGGUAUGUUAAUGGAAGUUUUGAAGCUGUGGAUAAAGGGUUGCUCCAUAAUUGUUCUUGAUGUUCCUCUUUUGUUUGAGGCCAAGAUAGAUAAAUGGACUAAACCCAUUGUUGUCAUUUGGGUUGACCCUGAGACACAGCUGCAGCGGCUCAUGACUAGAGAUGGAUCUAUGGAGGAGGAGGCCAAAAGCAGGAUAAAUGCGCAGAUGUCCCUGGAUCUGAAGAGGUCAAAGGCAGAUAUUGUGAUCGAUAACACCAGCUCAUUGGAAGCUCUGCAUGAGCAAUUUCAGGAAGUGUUAACUCAGAUUACCAAGCCCUUGACCUGGACUGAGUUUUUGCUCUCAAGAAAUGGAGCUUUUCUAGCAUUGUUUUCCACUUUGGUCAGUGUUACUAUUUUCAAGAAAAGUUCAUGAAGGUAUUAACUCAUAUAUUUUGAUCUAACACAAUGUAUGCAUUUCUGCAUGGCAGAAGACACCCUAAUCGAGCACUACUUGUGUGUACUGUUUAUUAGAAAAAGAGCUGUGUAUGUAAUCCCAACAUGAGCUUUUAAGCUUUAUUAGAUAUUCAUUUGAUAUGUUAAAGUUGAAGUAGGAUAAUUUCGAUCAUACACUUGGACUGACUCGUUAAAGUAAAGGAUCAUGAUACAUUUUGGUGUUUCUUUGGAGCAUCUGUAUCUGAGGCUUCUUGAAAUUAACCCACAAAUAUGUUGUGCAUGUUCAUGUUCUUCAAAGGUGUUGCAUUUGCAGAAAUCAAGAUACCUGUAAGUGCUCAGUUGGGGAAUUUCUUGAAUGCUCUGAAGCUAAUUUGUACAUCUCUAUUAUGGUUUGGAGUCCAAUAAGGGCGUAUUGCUAUACUUAAUGACUGAGGUUUGCCAAAUCAAAAGGGUUUGAAAGAAUAACGUUAGCUAGGAGUAACAAAAUCUUUCUUAAGCUUAAAGAGGUCUGGUUUCAAAAGUCCUGAUUCUUUGUAUUAGAAGAUCCGUGAUUUGCAAAUUCAGGUAGGAAGUAGAUGAGGUGACAUACUGUCUGUGGUUAAAUCUAGGUAUAUCCCUGAUUGAUCCAUUAUGAAUUUGAGUACAAUGUGGGUGAGGGACCUGUCAGCUAGAGGACUAAGAUGUGAACUGGAUGAUGAUUGUAUAUCUUGAACUGCAGCUGAAGCCGCCUUGAUGUUUUGUGAGUUUGAAUUCUGAAUUACACAGCAUGUUCUGUCCAAGAGAUGAUGGAUCAGACUCUUCACUUUCCUAUUUCUUUACUGGUAGAGAGGAUGGACAGAUUUGCACUAUGCUGCUGGUUGAAGAUUCCGCAGCAAGUUCUGGGAGCAGUUCUUCCAGUCACAGGUUUUCCGGGAUAUAAGAAAAUGAAAACAUUGAGCAUAUGUUCUUUAAAUGUCCUUUUUUCGUACAGCUUAUGAGACAUUCUUACUAAACAGUAUGCCUAAGCUUCAUCCUGUACUGUUAUAUUCUCGACUGGUGAUUAAAUAUUACUAUGAAUGAGUUUUAUUCUA